AUGCAAUAUUUACCAAUUCCGGGCAGUGUCAAAGAGAUGGUUUCACAAAAACUAGCAAUGGGUGUGACAACCGAAAGAAUUCUUGAUGAUAUAUGGAGUGGCAUAGGCAACAGAUGUGAGAGAUCAUCAUUCAAUGAGCUUGUGAAACGAGAACACUUUAUCACCAGACAGGAUGUUCACAACUUGGCACGAUCAAUGUCAGAGCUCAACCACUCUAAUGAUGCACAAUCUGUCAAAGCAAUUGUUGAAAAACUUGCCACAGAACAGUUCAAUCCAGUUUUGGGCUACAAGGAGUUUGGCGUGCACGAUAACAACUUUCCUAAUUUACCUACAGACUCAUUUCUCCUAAUACUACAAACGGAACAUCAGAAACAAAUGUUUCAGAGACAUAGUGCACGAGUUGUCUGUGUUAAUUCAACACAUAAUACAAACCAGUAUGACUAUAAGCUCAUCACAAUGAUGAUGAGAGAUGAUUACGGUCAAGGUAGAUAUAAAUAUUUAUCUAUAAAUGUUUACUCACCACAAAUAAGAGUUACACCCUUUCCUACUUCUUGUAACUUUGCACUUUGUAGGGAAAACUGUAGCUUGGGCAAUCAGUAGCAAAGAGGAAACUGCAUACAUGAUAUACUUUUUUUGAAGUUGUCAAGAAAGCAU
Molecule: messenger RNA, 654 nt
Organism: Corticium candelabrum
Lineage: Eukaryota; Metazoa; Porifera; Homoscleromorpha; Homosclerophorida; Plakinidae
Exons: 2
Coding region: 1-600 (199 amino acids)
Source: RefSeq, a predicted model, not a curated record